AUGCCGAACAUUAUGUCUGUGUGUUUUCGGUGAGGCCUUCAGGAUCAUCACCUGCCUCUCCGCCCUGACGUCCAGCUCUCUUCUCACUCUCCCCUGAAAUGUGCUUGCCUAAUGCAGCUGCCCCAGAAUAGCAACCUGGGGGCGUCUUGGCUGCCCCCGUCUCCAAACUUGAGCCUCCCUCCUUAGCCCUCGACCCUUCCAUCUCCUUAUUGAGUGCCAGCUGGGGGAGGGCGGGAGGGGGGCCACCAGAGAGUCACGGACCCUGCCCCAGCGCGGGCCCCGGCCUCGCCUCCGAGCGAGGUCCUCGGCCAAUGAGGAGGCCUCGGGGAUCAUGUGUCACUAUAACAGAAGGACAUAAUCAGCGCGGUAAGUUUGCAGAACCUUACAGCCUGUCUUGGCCAGCAGGGAGCUCGCUUCUGUCAGCUUUUCUGAGGUAAGAACGAGAGAGAGUGGGAGACUGUGUGAGUGUUUGAGAGAGAGAGAGCAAGUGCUGAAAAAGUCCAAUAAACAUCACCACAGCGAGGACAGCUGAGUCCACAUGUGUUAAAAUCACUGCCAUGAUUAGUAGAAGCUGCGGAGGUCAGGGGUGAGAACGGGAACAGGCCUCAGAGAGUUUGACGCUUCUUGAAAUCCGGUUUUUGCUCGCAGACUGGGACGGGGUUCUGGAUUUUUGUUUAGAUUACAGGUGCUUAUCUGGUUUGCUGAGCGAGAUUCAAUCUGAGGAUCUAUGAGGAAUAAAAUCAAAGUCAUUUAAAAAUACUCUAUAUGAGCUCUUUGGUUAAUUUCAGACAAAAAAGUCAUUAUCUUUAAAAGGUUUGAUGCAGUUUGAACUUUUGAAUCUUUGCUUGUUUGAUUGAUUUUCUGAUUCGUCUUCGUGAUGCAGAAACUUUGUCUGAGAUGAAAAUUCGAAGCUCUCAAAGGUGUAAAAUCUGCUGCUAUCUUAAAGACGUUGUUGUUGUUGUUCUUGUGCCGCCUUGGUUCUGGUCCAGGGCUCCAGCGGAGGUUCAUACCUGAGGGAUUUACAGAUGGCUUAAAGCCUUUGAAGCAGCUUUCAGCUUCGGCAGCCUGAAGAUGACACUAAUGAGUUAUGCAACCUCUCGCCAACAGAGGCGAGGAGCUGUGUUGUUAUUCUUGAUAUUUUAAUCGGGGCAUUGUUGCGGUUUUUCUCGGAUUAUGAGUUGAUCGCUGAUGACAAUUAGAAAAAAGGGCGUGGCACAUUCAAGAAAACCGCUUCGGGAUAAACACUUGACAGGAGCCAAGGGCCUCCAGACUGGAUUGUACAUGACUUCCUCUCACUCGGAGUCGUUUCCCAGACUGUUAUAUCACACAAAGCUUAAAGAGAAGUCCUCAGUUUGGGAUUCACGAGAGUUAAAGAGCGGUACAAGCGGUCCAGGCAUGAGCCCUCUGACCUUAACGCCUCCCGUUCGGGGUUUAUUUUAAUUCCUGAGCAAAGUGGCCUCAGUCAGCAGGGGGCCUCUGGGAGGAUGAUUGAAGGAACCAUGUGAGAGCGAGACGUCCACAUAAGGAGAUGAAGGUGGAAUUAUGGUCGCUGGAACCCAAUCUUCAUCAUCGGGCCUGCUGAAACCGGAUCUGCGGGCCGGUGCAGCUGUCUGAUGGAAAUAGUUGUGAUGUCGGGACGCCUUCAUGGUGGCCUUAAAGCUAAUGAAGCUAAUGUGCAACUAAUCCCAGGUCUCAUCACUUCUAGAUGAAGUUAGGAACAAAUUCAGGUCAUGUUUGUUGGUUUUUAACUGGUUCUAAUAAUAAAGCAUCUUUACAGCCUUGGCGCGGACACUGGAAGAGGCUGACCUGUACCCUUUUUUAUGUCCCUCCACCUCCUCCGGUCAAAAACAGACUUUGGCAUAAAUCUAUGUUUGGCUUCCUUCUCAGGUAUCAUUAGGGAUGCAGAUUCAGGCCUGAGGUUCGAAUUUCAGUCUAAUUAUAAAACCAAAAAUGACUGAAUGUGGUCUGUGUUAGAGCUCUCUCCAAUCUUUGAAAUCAGUCGAUAUAAAAGGGUAUUUGACUUUUUUGGUGAUGUUGAAAUAUGUGCAGGCGAGGAGCAGGUGCGGUUUGGUCAGGGUGGGGCGGCGGCAGAUAUUUAAGACAUUUGCAACUUAAUCCUGAGCUAUAAAUACAGCAGGCUGCCGGGGUCGCUCCUUCGAACCGACUCUAAAAUUCCUCUCUUCUCUCUCACCUCUAGGUUGCAAAGUCCACUGUCACCAUGUCUGACACUGAGGAAGUGUAAGUACAAUUCAAACAUUUUAGCCAAAAUUCAAACCUGUAAAGUUUUUAGAGCUAAAUCUGAAGUGCGUCCUUGUUUUUUGUGUCUUGCAGUGAUCAGGUCGAGGGUAAGUAGCGCCUUUUUCCCCCUUUUUUAGAUCCAAAUGAAGUCCCCGUAGAUUUAGGGUCCAGGUACAGCCCGGAGUUCCAUGCUAAAACCGAGUUUUAUUCCUGAACCUUGCCUAACUGAUUUUCCAUCCUCUUCAGAGAGUUAUUUGCACUGGAUAAGUUCAAACGUUUGCAGGUUUGGCUUGACUCCUCCAGAUUCAACUCGUUGCAAUAAUAAUAAUAAUAAUAAUGCCCUCUCUCUCAUUAAAGCAAAUCCGCGCAGCCAUUAUCCUGCCGCUGUUGCAUGGUUGCAGGCGCCAUUGCUGGCAUCAGGACAGUGUCGAAAAGUACUGUGUGAAACCAAAAACUGCAAAGUUUACGCCACGACAGCACUACACUGACCUGUUGGCAACAAGCCCUGCAGCUCUGCAUGACCACUCUGCAUGACCGGUCCUCCUGAGCUGAUAACCCUCCAGACGCAGGACAGAUCGUGAGGUUUUGACGCCACUUUUCUGUCCCGUCUGUCAGUUUCAAUCAGCUCAGGAGGACUGCGUUGUGUAUGCUUAGCAUGGAUCCCCAGUGUACCCAGGUUUUGCAUUCAUACUUGUGUAAAAUUGGGUACAAACGGGAUCUUUUGAUAAUGUUCUUCUGCUCCUUUCUUUCUCGGACGGACGUGAAGAAUACGAUGGUAAGACGCAGCCCGCAGAUCCGGGUGAUCUCAUGUCAUUGGUACUAAUGUGUCAGUCACUUUUGGAAACGUGUGCUCUUACUUUCUCAUGAACCUUUUUGGUGGCAUGCUGGUUAACACUAACUGUUAUUCGAGAUCGAUGGUGAGACGCAGGUUGAAUCAGCAGAGCAGGUUAUCUCUCUUUGCAGUGAGUUGAAGUGCAGGUACCUCAGGAGUCCAUCACACGUCAUCCAUCACUGACCUUCCAUCAAUGACUUACCUUUUCCCUCUUGUAACUGCUUGCUGUCUCACUUGCUUUAGCGCCAUCUGGUGGCAGUUUUCCUAAACUGCCCUGCAGUAAACCUCCUUAUAUCUCACAUUCCCUCCCCCCCUGUCAUCUACUCACCCUGACCUCCCCCCUCCACCUCUCCCCUGUUCCCUCUCUCCUGCUUCCAUUAACCAUCUCACCGCCCUUCCUCUCCCCUGGUGACUCGCUGCAUGUUGUGUAGCCGUAGAAGAGGAGGUAGUAGAGGAAGUAGAGGUGGCCCCAGAGGCGGCCCCUGAGCCAGAGCCAGAACCAGAACCAGAACCAGAACCAGAGCCAGAACCAGAGCCAGUGGUAGAACCAGAGCCAGAACCAGAACCAGAACCAGAGCCAGAGCCUGAGCCUGAGCCUGAAGGUAUGUGGCAUGGAGGGGGGGAGGGGGUAUUCUAUCAUCCUUUCCCAGGCAACAGGUGCGCUCCACCGGCUGCAGCCAGCCAGACAGACCCCACUAAUCCUGAUCCGCACACAUGAUCACCAUGUCUGCUAAUGCUAACGCUACCUUCCUUUCACCUCUGCACAACGUCGAAGACGAACGCAGCACUCUCCACAUUUUCAUUUUAAUAAUUAUCAACAUUCACUGAGACAGUUUUACCAAAGUCACCUGACCAAAACAAACAAAAAAAACAUAAAUUUACUCUGAAGCUCAAGUUCAGGCUCACAUGAAGAGCUCAGGUUAGCUUAUUUUCUACACACUCUUUUUUUAAUUUUUCAUUUAUUCAAUAAAUGUUACUAAAAUAGUUUUAGAGAUACUAUGUUUUUUUAAAAGGUGGAAUUUGUAUCUUAAAUGUUAAAGUAAAUUAAAAUACAACAUGAUUUUGUUUUCAGCUAUGUUAGAAAUGCGUCAUGCUAACAGGUUAGUAUAGAGCGUAAAACUUGAAAAACUUAUUUUUUAGAUAUUCCAACAUGUCUUAGCAUUUAGAUCUACACCUUAUAUUUCUAUUUCAAUAGUCUUAAAUAAAGUUUUCUGAUAAAUUGACUGACUUUUUAUUUAAUGCUAAUGCUAAUGCUAAAAAAAGAAUCUAGCAAAUGAAACUUUGUUUAUGGUCACAAACAGUUAAAGCCUCAAACUUUUAUUUGUAAUUUAAAUGUACUUUAAAACACUGAGUGCUGGUGAGUUAAAAUCUUUUAUUAAAUAACUUUGAUUUUUAAAAUUAGGAUCUUUGGAAUUAAAAUAUUGUAACAGUUUUCUACAGUAAGAGUCCCUUUAGAUUUUUUAAUUGUAUAUUUUACUAAACAUUCAAAAAGAUUUAAGGAAUAUUUUGGUAACAUUAUAAAAAAAUGUUUAUCUUAAAUUAUAAAAGAAACUAAAGUUGUGCUAACGGGUUAGCAUACAGUUUAUAAUCAAUGCAAUAUGAAAGUCUUUCAAAUAUUUAAAAAUGUUUAAUUUGACAAAUUUUAAGUUUUAUACAUAAAAAAUCAUUAAAUAAUUUUAACAUCUUAAUUAUAAUUUAGGGCAUUUAUUUUCAUGACUACCAAAAAUAAUUUUAAAAAACUUUGCGAACUUUUUUUUAAAGCUUAAGUAACUUCACGUAAAGAAUUUAUUUGAACAUGAACAACAAUCAAACAUGGUACAAAUUAAAGACAUAAACACAAAUAAACCCUAAAAAAAAGAAAGAAAACAAAACCAGAGAGUAAAAUAAUUUUAGCUUAAAUUUAGUUUCCCGCCAGAUUAAAUAUUCUAAAAAAAACCAAAAAAAAACAAGGAGCUUAAAAUGAUCACAAAAAUGAGCUGUAACAUUCGACAUAUUGAAAUAAUUUUAAGAACCUGAAUAAGAAUAAGAAGAACUUUAUUAUUUUUUUAGAGUUUAAAUGAAUAAAAGAACAGACACACUGACUUUUUCAGUCUAACACUACUUAUACUGUUGUUCCACAUGUACCCUAAGUACUCGUAUUUAGCGUACAAGAAGCUUUUUUAUUUUAAUCCGAUGAAGGUGAACGUCACAUCCCUUAAAUGCUGUAUAUUGAGCUGCUUCUUUCAAGGGACUGAAAAAUGUAAACAUGUAAAUCUAAAAAAAACAUCAAGAUAAUUUUUUUUCUCUUUGAAAUGUUUUUAUCCUGCUCAAGUUCUUCAGACUGAUGUCGUAUUCAAGUGAUAUUCUGUAAAGAGAAUUUCAAAUCUAGAAAACCUCAGAAAAAUUUGGAUUGGUGAUAAACUAUUCGACAGUAAAUCCAAACCUGUGCAAACUCAACAUCAACUUUCAUCCACCAAAUUCGAUCAACUUCCAGUUUCCAUGUUGAGUUUUUACAAUACCACUUGAAUGCAGAACUAAAUAUUCAUUUGGAGGUCGAAUAAGCACUUCUACAAACUUAGACCAGGAUGUUGUAAAUUCUCAAAUAUCUACCUCACUUAAAAUGAAACACAAACGGGAAGUGUUUUGAAAUAUUUUGGCCACUUUAACUGCCUUUCAGCUAACGUAAAAAAACUGACAUUUCAUCAGAAAUGCUUUAUAAUCACUUUAACACGAGCAGUUAGCAAUCCUGCGGGCCAAAAAUAUUGAAUUUGUGGUAUUUAUUUGAGAAUUGACAAACGUAGAAGCUGCUAGUUAACUGCCUUAAUCUUGUAGUUUCACUGUUUUAUUAUUUUCUUAAAGUAAAUUAGCUGCUCUUAACGUGCCUGCUAACACUCUUAUCUGUUCUGCUCUUGUUUUGGAUGCUUGCUGCAUGCAGAGGCCUAUGAAGAGGAAGGUAUGUUCAUUUAAAAAUCUAAUCUCAAAAUCUGUCAUUCUGGUUUUGGGGGGACAACAGUGUCCAGGUCUGACGUCUGUUUUUAGGAGAACAAACGCCUGCUGUUCACGACAUGUCUGUCCAAAUUUUAUCUGUCUGUCGCAAAAAAAAGGAGCGCUGCCCAAUUGGCACAAAGACAUUAUAAACUGGAAUCUUUAAAAGAAAUUUUAAAGAAUACUCAUUGAAAAAGUUUUGAGAAAUGCUAAAAAUGCUAGCGGAGAAAAAGGGUGAAAGAAUAUGAAAUGCUAACACGUGCUACACUGCGCAGCGACCCCACCGUUACUCUCUUGCUGUGCCCCUCAUCAUCUGCAUGGCAUGGAGCCUUCAGAAUCUGGGUUAAGUCUUAAAGAUGAACAACUAUCAUGGGAAGGUGUCCAGGUAGAAGCAUUUUGGGGUCAAGCCAAAAGAGAUAUGUUGUUUAUCCUACUCUUAAAGGACAUGGGUAGAGUUAAUCUUUGUUUAAAUUCUGCACUGGGUUACGUCACUCUCAGCCAAACGGUUCCUGGGAACUUCACAAUCCCCUUGGUAAAAAAAGACUUGUUUGUUCUUCCAGUAGAUUCCUCUAAAUCUAACUCUAACUUAUAACAACUUUACGUUUUUAAUCUUGAUCUAAUGUAGAGACAAAACCAUGCAUUUUAACCAUGUAAUGCCUGGUAAUCUGCUUCGUUCUAACCCCAUGACAUGUACUUGUCCCCUCUUCAUUUCCUAACCUGCAGAGGAGAAGCCAAAGUUCAAGUAAGUUCCUCUCUUAUGUACGUAAUAUAAAAGCGAUAAUACACGCUCCUAAAACACGCACACCUCUCCUCCUUCAGACCCAGCGCUCCCAAGAUCCCCGAUGGUGAGAAAGUGGACUUUGAUGUAAGUGGGUGUGGAAGGACGACCUGAGAGUAGAGUCAGUUUUGAGCGUGUCUGUUCGGCUGAGUUUUACGGGGUUUUUUUUGGCUCUACAGGACAUCCAGAAGAAGCGUCAGAAUAAGGACCUGAUCGAGCUGCAGGCCCUGAUCGAUGCUCACUUUGAGCACAGGAAGAAGGAGGAGGAGGAGCUGAUCGCCCUCAAAGAGAGAAUCGUGAGUGUUCGGAGAAAUCACGAAACCCUCACGAAAGAUUCUGUAAUCACAGGGAGUGAAAACGAAUUUUCCUUCGACUGUUUGAAACUUACUUACUUAUCACUGGAAGUCUACUUGAUACACGCCACUUUUCUCUCAUUCGUGACCAUUAAAACAUGGCGAUGUAUCUUCACCCAAACCACGACCUUUGCCCUAAUGUGGUGAGGUAGUUUUCGUUCUGUAUCCUCACGAAAACCACAAGUUUGGUAACAUUGGUAGGGUGAUUAAACGUCCUCUUUUACCCGGACAUGUCCUCUUUUUUAGGGGCUGUCUGGUCUUGUCCGGGAGAGUUUAUAAAAUACUUCAAAUGUUCGCGGUUUUGUACGAAAGUUUUGGGUUUGUGUGGCGUGGACUUACUGAGUUAGAAGCUCAUAAAAAACACUCGACCGGACCUUAAAAACUCAAAAUUUACUUCUCACGACUUCAUGACUCCGUACCCGCGUAGUCGUGUCCUUUUUGGGGGAUUCAGAAUAUGGUCACCCUAAACAUUGGAGUAUUUAAUUACUUAGUGAGGUUAAUUAAGGCAAAGACAGAGUUUUUAGUUCAAAACACAAAACAAAACGAUGGAAGUCCAGUCACACAAGGUCAGUCUAAGACGAAUCAAAUAACUUUUCCACCAGACACGAGUAAGUCUCUGUUUUUCUAAUCUAAAUGACACCCUGAGCAAACAUUUCCAUCUACAAAAGAAACAUUAGUCUGAAGUUCAUGCUAACAGUACAAAAGUUAGAAAUACGUCAAACAUUUAGCUUAGCUUGCAACAAAGACUGGAAAGUGCCGGGAACAGUCCAUGAGGCUCGAUUGAGAAUCAGUAUUUCAUUAUUUUAAGCUGCUUUAAAUUUGACUAAUUCAUAAAUUCUUCUUGAGUUUAAUCAGCUCUUAUUCCGCUCAGUAUAAAAACUAGAAACCAGGGUUAACUAGCUAAAUAACUGUUUUAUUCGAUAUUUUGCUCAUAUAGCCGAGCAAAGACCAAAAUAUUUCAUAAAACACCUUUAAAAUUGACGGGUUAAGGAUAAGUUACGUAUCGUUGUCUGGUGUCUGUGGGGGUUCGGUUGUUGUGUUGAAUCUCACCGUGUGUUUUUGGUGUUUCGUGUCCGUCUCGCAGGAGAAGCGUCGCGCUGAGAGGGCCGAGCAGCAGAGGGUCCGUGCUGAGAAGGAGAAGGAGCGCCAGGCCAGACGCGAGGUUCGUGCUUCAGAAUUUAAACAUUUCAUUUGUGUUUUUGUUUGUUUGUUUGUUUUUUUCCUGGUAAUCUCUACAGUUAAAAUAAUUAAAGCUUAAUAAUUUACAGUGAUAUCGUGGAGCGCCAAUUCUUAUGAAAAAAAAGGAUCAAUUUUCACCCAGAUGAACCUCUGACAAACUUUAGUAUUAUUCUUACAAGAGUUGACAUUUAAUUUAGGUGUAAACUGAAUUAUUAAUAUGAGUAUUUACACAUUUUAUUACCUGGAUGAUUUAUAUCCCGUAUAAUUUUUUGUAUCAUAUUUGUAUCUAUUUUUCUCUGUUAAAAUCUUCUGACUGAUUUCCAUGUUUUUGUGUCUAAAUGAAGGUUUGGAGUCGGUACUUUGAUCUCUCAGUUAUGUAGAUGAAUCUGGAGGUCUCACUCUGAGUUUUUCUCGUUUCCUAAAACAGGAGGAGAGGCGAUGCAGGGAGGAGAGCGAUGCCAAGAAGAAGGCUGAUGAAGAGGCGAAGAAGAAGUCAGCUCUGUCCAGCAUGGGCUCCAGCUACAGCAGCCACCUGCAGAGAGUCAGUGUCACCAUAUCUGUGUUUUAGUAUCAGUACAGACGCAGUGAUAGGUACUCCUCAGGCCUCAGACUAGGAUCUAAAACAGUAUCUGAACUUCUCUGAACAGGCUGACCAGAAGAGAGGAGGAAAGAAAGAGACUGAGAGAGAGAAGAAGAAGAAGAUCCUCGCCGCCAGGCGCAAGCAGCUCAACAUCGACCACCUGAACGAGGACAAGCUGAAGUAAAACUGACUCACACACGCCUGAGCUCUUUCUGAGAGGGUGUAUGAAGAUAAUGUCUUUGCUCACGCGAGUGUGUCGACGUGUUUCUCCUGCAGGGAUAAGAUCACCGAGCUGUACGACUGGAUGAAGCAGCUGGAGUCUGAGAAGUUCGACCACAUGGAGAGACUGAAGAAGCAGAAAUACGAGGUGAGAAACUCGUGUAUGACUGUGAAUAAUUUUAGGUUUCAUUCUGGGGGGAUUUCUGAGACCCUGAAAUGAAGAACCUGAGCCCGGUUAUAACGCUCAGACUCGUGGGUCCAUAUCUUCAGUCACUGUCAUAGUUACUCAAAAUCUUUUAAAAUCUGAUGAAAGGUAAAAAAAAAAAAAAAAAGGUAGAAAAGAAACAGAAAUAAUCGUUUUCUUUAUUAUCACCUUUCAUUUUCAUGACACUACAGGUUUACUGUAAUCUCAAUUUUGCAGAUUUCACCUCUUUAAUUGACACUUUCUCUGAUUUUACCGGCCACAUGUUGUUGUUAUUUGUUGUAAUUUUCUUGUUGUUGGCCCCCGGGGGCCCUCGAGAGCCCACCUGUGUUCACAGCUGAGCCCCUGACCUGCUCUCUGAUUCCCUCCAGGUUACAACCCUGCGUAAGAGAAUUGAGGAGCUCAGUAAAUUGUAAGUAGAGCUCAGCAGGGUGUUUGCCUGUUAGCUUCAGGCUGGCUGCAUGUUAGCAUGGAGGAAAGUUAGAGUCAGAGCGCCACCUGCUGUCUGAAGGAGGAGAUGACACAUCACCUGAAAACAAAAACUACAAAAUAAGACAAAAAAAAAAGACCAAGAGUUUGAUUCAAAAAUUAACAUUUACUGAAAAUCUUCUUUUUAAAAGUAAAAGAUUAAACUGUGAUUUAAAAUAAUUUGUAAUUUAUUUUAUAUUAAUAUAACUUGAUCUAGAAUCAGUGAGCUGUCUGUGUCAAGUUAAAAUCUCGAAAAGGAACAAUUUAUGACUUCAGAGAAGUCAAACCUUAUAGAAAACUUAUAGAAAAAAUGAAGAUUUAUGAUAAAUUAGCAAAUUUAUAGGAUGAAAGUCAUUGAUAUGCCAGAAUAAAUUCAUCAAUCUUCAAAUUUACUUUAGUGACUGUAAAACUUUUUUUCUCUUAAGAUAAAAUUUUGGAAAUAAAUGACUGUUUUACUGAAGACACUGAGCAAACCAACGUUCUUGCUGCUAAAUUUAUGACUUUUUACAAAAUUCUAUUUUUUUAGUUCCUGAUAAAAUCAUCAUUGUCCUUACCUAUCAACUCUAAUAACUUAAGGUAUUUAAUUUAAAGGAAAAAAGUUGUAAAAUUACCAGAUUCAAGACUUUAAUUUUUAGAAGAAAUAUGUAAAUUAACAAGAUUAUUCCAGUAAAUUAAACAUUUUCUAUUUUUAACCAUAAAUUUGUUAUAAUUCAAUUUAAAAAAUAUAAUAUAAUAAUAUAAAUAUUAUAAUAUAAUAUAAAUAUAAUUUAAUUUUAUAAUUUUAGAAAAUAAAAAUUUAACCUGUAUUCUAAAAUUUUAACCUUUUUCUUUCACAACUUUAUUCUUAAUAAUUAUUUCAUUUUUUAAACAUUACAAAUUAACUGAUAAACUUACAACUUCAUUCUUAAAAUUUCUUUUUUUUUUUUGACGUCUUAAUGUGACUUUAUUGCUAUCUUCUCUUUGUUAUUUGCUAUUCUUCUCCUGUCCUCCAAUCCAGCUGGUGGCAGUAGUGUCCCCCUAAUCUGGAUCAACAAUCUUUAAUAGGUUUUAGAGAGUUAAAUCUACUCAGUUUUAUCUGUUAGUAAAAUCUGAAAUACUGAAACUAAGAACAACCACAGCAGCCUUUAUUAACUGUGAGUUUUCGCUGUAACAUUUCAGCUAAGUGUUAUUUUUGAAUCAAACUCUUCAGCUGAUCAGCUGUUAAAUCAAUACAAGUGGAUUUUAAGGUGGUGUUGGGACGGCUGCUCCCCCACACUCCCGGGUCAGGUGUGUGGGCGAGUGGUCCAGCAGGUAAGUUAUCUCCUGUAGAGAGGCUGGGGCUGAGUUGAUUUUUACAGUGGCUUUCUGAACGCAGGCCUAGUGUUUCAGCGUUUCAGUGUUUCAGCCCGUGGAGCCGCCUCAGGAGCGCAGAGGUGAACCCCUCUCCUCACAGGUAAACGUGUCCAGGUGUGCGCUAAAGCUGCUGCUGCUGUUGUUGUGUCGUUUUUCAGGUGCUCACGUACAGGAACCGCAUUGACGUGUUGCAGAAGCAGUAAGUAAUGUGACGGUCACCGGUGCGUUCACUGACACUCUGACACCCGCGGUCUGCGUGAACCCCUCCCCCACAGACAGACUUAACUUCAUAACCAAUCAGUUUGAUCAGUUACCUGCAGGAAACAGGCGCUCGAAAGGUUCAGGUUUUAACGAUAUAUUAGCUUAAAUAUGGCAUAGCACAACAUGGAAAUUUAGCUGUGCUCAUUAGCUAUAUAGCUAACAUUAUAAAGAGUUUAUCAGCUAGCAUAGUUGAACAACAGGCAAAUAUUUAACAUAGAAAAACUAGGCUAACUAGCUUACUUUUAGAAAAAUUAGAACUAGCUGAUAAACAAGGCUAACUAGCUUACAUAGCUUACAUAGGAAAAAUAAAACAGGCGAACUAGCUAACGUAGAGAACAAUUUUAACUAGCGGUCACAGAAAAAAAACAAUGCCAACUGGCUAACCUGUAAAAUUAAUGCUAACUAGCGAGUUACACAGGUGAAAUAUUUACGGCUAAUAUUUAGCCGCCAUUUUUCAUCAAAUCUGCGUCAUGUUCUUAAUCUGAGCCCUGGUUUGAUUUUUUUUCACUGCAAAAACAUUAAAUUAAGUGUUUUUGUUGAAAUUUCAAUGGAAAAUUUUCAUUCGAGUUGGUCAAGGCGAAAUUCACCUGACAAGUCGAGACUAUAACUGAAAUCAAGAUAUUUCGCGCCAAAAGUCGGACUGAAUUAUAAUUAAUUAUUGUCCCAAUGCGGCGAGAAGGAUUGACUCGUCAGAUUUCGUAAAACUGGACUCAAGUUUUUUGAUUACGAGUGACUCGUUUCACUUUUGGUUCGGGAUAUCUUUGAGUAAGAUGUUCAUUCAGACUUCUCAGGUGAAUCAAGUCCGAUAAAAACUAAAAUUAAGACAAAAACACUCGCUUAGAUUUCAGUUUUUGCACUGCACUCACAUUAUGAACGUUGGUGUCUACAUGUGUCUACUAAAAUCAAUAGUAAAUACAUUUAUUUACUAUCGUUAAAACACCUGUGACAUGUCUUAGUUUGGUAUCUGUUGGACUCUCCAGUCUCUUCAGGUAAGUGCUGCAUGAGCCUGUUUAUGAUCUUUUUUAUCAAUUUUCUGACACCCUGAUGCAGGAAAUUUAAGCAUUUCUUCCCUUUUGCACGCAGCCCUCCAUCCAUACAGAAAUGUUUAAGAAUAAACGCGAAACACAGAAUGAGUUUAGUUUUUUCUGUCUAUUCAUAGAAAAAUGUUUUAUGUAAAAUGAUUCUUCAGGACAGUUUUUCCCCUCAGUUUGUUUCUUAUUUAUCUUAUUCAUAUUCUUUUAGAGUUGCUCAUUGCAGAAAAAUGCUGUAUGAUUUUGGAAUUUUAUAUUAUUAUUAUUUUUUUUUAAUGUAAAAGAUUAUUUAAUUUUAUGGAAUUUGAAAUAUUUUAUAUCUAAUAACUUUUAAGUUUUAGUAAUGAAAGUAUAAUGAUAUAAAAACAUUUAAUAUAUUACAUAACUAUAAUUUGUAUAAAUUUAGAAUUUUUGGUUAUCUUAAAUUAACAUUAAAGUUAUUUUUCCUUAAAAACAUUUUAUUCGUGCUCAUUUUUUAAAUUUAUAUUUCUAAUCAUUUAAAGUCAUAAUUUGAUGAUUUUUAAAAAUUUUAAGUUAUUUUAUAUAACUGAAAAAAUCUUUUAUCUAAAUUUUAUGUACUUUUAUUUGAUUUGUUAGAUAAAAAUGGUAUUUUAAAAUAAUUUUAAGUUAUGAUCAUUUCAAGAUUUUAAGUCAUUUGAAUUAAUAUACAUUUUUGUUGUAUUAUAGGAAAACAUCCUCAUUUUCAACAUUUACACAGAGUAAAUAAACUUGGUAUUAUUUGUCAAGAGAAGCUUUUUUAUAUCUAUAAUCUAUGCUAUUUUGUCUGUUAGCAAAUACAACAUUGUACGCUAGCAGACAUGCUAAUUGCUCACAAUAUUGUGUAAACUAUUCACUUAAGUUUUUUUAAAAAUAGCUUAAAAGUUGAGAGAUAAGAGUGUACAGUACAAAAAAGAGUAAACAAGCUAAUAUAAAACUUGGCUAACUUCCUAGCGUAGCUCUCCGACUUAAUUUUGGUCAAAUCUUCAUGAGCCUCUUGAAUAAACAGAAAUGGUCGUUUUUCUACGAACUUGUGAAACUCCCUGCAAAGUUCUGAUGUGUUUCCAUGUGUUUGUUGUGUUUUUUUCGUAUUACAGCAGCAAGAAGGGAGCCGCUGCCCGCCGCAGAAAGUAG
Molecule: messenger RNA, 13568 nt
Organism: Xyrichtys novacula (pearly razorfish)
Lineage: Eukaryota; Metazoa; Chordata; Actinopteri; Labriformes; Labridae
Source: the annotation of a GenBank genome assembly